AUGGGGAAAAGAAACAAUGUAACUGAAUUUGUUUUCUGGGGCCUUUCUCAAAACCUAGAGGUGGAAGAAGUUUGUUUCGUGGUGUUUUCUUUCUUCUACUCAGUCAUUCUCCUGGGAAACCUCCUCAUCAUGCUGACAGUUUACAAGGGCAACCUUUUCAAAUUUCCUAUGUAUUUCUUUCUCGGCUACCUCUCUUUUGUGGACAUUUGUUACUCUUCAGUCACUGCUCCUAAGAUGAUUGUCGACCUGUUAGCCAAGCGCAAAACUAUCUCUUACGAAGGGUGCAUGCUGCAAGUCUUCGGGGUACAUUUCUUUGGUUGCACGGAGAUCUUCAUCCUCACGGUAAUGGCCUAUGAUCGCUAUGUGGCUAUCUGUAAACCCCUACACUACAUGACUAUCAUGGGCCCGGACAGAUGCAAUAAAAUGCUGCUGGGGACCUGGGUAGGUGGGUUCCUACACUCCAUUAUCCAAGUGGCCCUGAUAGUCCCACUACCCUUUUGUGGACCCAAUGAGAUCGAUCACUACUUCUGUGAUGUCCACCCGGUGCUGAAACUUGCCUGCACAGAUACAUAUGUCGUUGGUGUUGUUGUGACAGCCAACAGUGGUACCAUUGCUCUGGGGAGCUUUGUUAUCUUGCUGAUCUCCUAUACUGUCAUCCUGGUGUCCCUGAGAAAACAGUCAACAGAUGGCAGGCGCAAAGCUCUCUCCACCUGUGGCUCCCACAUCGCUGUGGUCAUCAUCUUUUUUGGUCCCUGUACUUUCAUGUAUAUGCGCCCUGAUACUACCUUUUCAGAAGAUAAGAUGGUGGCUGUAUUUUAUACCAUUGUCACCCCCAUGUUAAAUCCACUGAUUUAUACGAUGAGAAAUGCAGAAGUAAAGAAUGCAAUGAAGAAACUAUGGGGCAGAAAGGUUUUCCGGGAAGCUAAUGAUAAAUAG
This is a messenger RNA of Myotis brandtii (Brandt's bat), 936 nucleotides long. Its product is annotated as olfactory receptor 4S2. The transcript has a single exon. Gene Ontology annotation, cellular component: membrane. The record is from RefSeq and is a predicted model, not a curated record. Gene Ontology annotation, molecular function: G protein-coupled receptor activity; olfactory receptor activity. Lineage: Eukaryota; Metazoa; Chordata; Mammalia; Chiroptera; Vespertilionidae. Bases 1 to 936 code for a protein of 311 amino acids. Gene Ontology annotation, biological process: G protein-coupled receptor signaling pathway.